AUGCCGCCAGAUAAUCAAGAUUCGCAACCUACUGGCUAUAGCCAGAACGGCUGGAUAGGCGUUCCCAACGGUGUCCCUAACGGUUACUCCUCCAGCCCGCAAACGGCGAUCUCCCCAAUGCAGGAAUUUCCGCAAUUCGAGUACCAUCACCACCACCACCACCAGACCACGCCGAUGCCAAUGGAACCAGCUUAUCCCUUACAACGACCUCCGCCAUUUGCAUCCUCGCAUGCACCGAUGCCACCACCCUUGGUCGUGCCUAACAACAUUUUGUGGCCAAGUAUGCUUGCUAGCCAACCCCAGGGGUCCUACCAGCCGCCCAUUUUACCUGCUGUACCAAUGCAGACCCCACUGUCUGCAGGGUCAGCUUCUGAUAUAACACCAACCAGCGCCAAAGCGAGCACGGCUCGCCGCAAGUUGACCGACGAGGAGCGUCGUCAGAUGUGCAUCGAGGCUGAGCAGAAUCCGACCAUGAAGCAGACCCAGAUAGGAGCCUGCGGACUAACAGCGUGUAGCACGGUAUCCAAGAUCCUGAGGCAGCGGGACAAGUACAUGAAUCCCCAGCCGAAAGAGGAGAGUGUCAGCCCGAUCAAGAAGUCCAAGGCCAAAUUACCGGACUUCGAGAAGACCCUCACCAACUGGGUCAAGAAUCAACAAAAGAAAGGGCACUCAAUCACGGAUGAAGAUCUUCGGAAGCAAGCUCAGGUAUUCUCCUUCAGUAGAAGUGACCAAGCGGUAGUUUCCAGCUCCGACUGGCUGGAGAAAUUCAAACGCAAGGUUCGUCUCGUUGCGCCCAGGACCGAUGCAGAUUCGACGGUGCUGGAUUCCAGCUCGACUUCCCUCUCACAAACCCCUCUUGACGGCUCCCCCACGUCGUCCAAUGGUCUCGUAUCUCCUCCAAUGUCAGCCAUUGAGGAGCACAGCGAAGAGCCUCCGAUCAAGAUCGAGACCAAUGCGGAGUUUUUUGACUUUGGAGAUGGGAAAUCAACGUUCGAAACUCAACCGGAGCUUGAUCGUGAACUCACAUCGGAGUCCAUUAUGUCACCCAUGUCGGUGGAAAUGGCGCGCGGUGACCAAGAUGGCACAGUCAUGCUCGAGUGUGCGGACGAUACCUUGGGCACUUCUAGUCGUCAAAGAAGCCAGACCUACCCUCAUAAUUUGGGCACGGCUUCACGUCCUUCCUCCUCUAGUCAGAACCGACCCGCACUACCUGUGCGCUCACUGACAGCGACAACAGUAGGAGCGGCGAUAGGAGAGCCUCGACCUACCGCCAUCGAUCCUCGGCAGAUGAUGAAACGACACAAGAGCGUUCCUGACAUCCAUUACCCUGAACAGCCGCGGUUCUCAUCCAUGCAGCCUCCACCGUUGCCGCGGUCCGCAGAUGCGUCGCCUAUUAGCAAUCCGACCUCGCCGGCUGAAGAAGAUAUCAUUCGAGCCUUGCAUGCCACCAAAGCAUUGCUGGAACAGAACCCGGCUGUGGCGGAACCCGACGAUUACUUGGCGAUUGGUAAACUGAUAACGAAAAUCAAAGCCCUUCGGCCGACAGCUCCAGUUCUACCAGGGGGGAUGCACCCAGUCGAUAUCAUGGACAGCCCUCGCAUCUCCAAAAAGAGAACCAUUCUCGGCAUCUCGACCUGA
Fonsecaea multimorphosa CBS 102226 is the source of this 1638-nucleotide messenger RNA. RefSeq lists its product as uncharacterized. NCBI's taxonomy places the organism in Eukaryota, Fungi, Ascomycota, Eurotiomycetes, Chaetothyriales, Herpotrichiellaceae. The record is from RefSeq and is a predicted model, not a curated record. The coding region runs from base 1 to 1638 and encodes 545 amino acids. The transcript is spliced from 2 exons.